UGUUUGUUCCGCGGGGGGACCCGGAACAGAAAGCGGGGCGGACCAUUUCCGGUCUAAGCGGCGUGAGACUCUGGGGACAGGGAAGGACAGUCCUUUAGAUCCGCGGGGUAUGAGUGGCCUCCCCCUGCUCCGUGCUGUGUGGCGAAGUGCAGUGAUAGGAGUUCGUGCUUCCAAGCUAAAUGGCCUCAUCUCCUGCAGUGGGCUGCAAUGCACUUUACUCAGACCAGAUCUCCCAUGUCGAGCCGUUCACAUUACACCAAAUGCUUCCAAUGUAAAAAGCCCAGCUCAGCCUGUGGAGGAAGAACGGAGUCCUUUUACCAAACUGAUCGAAGCCAUGGGAUUCACAGGGCCUCUGAAGUACAGCAAAUGGAAAAUUAAGAUUGCUGGCCUGCGCAUGUACACGUGUUGUGUGGAGAGGAUUGAUUAUGAUGACUUGUUUGAAAGAUGCAAUUUGUCAGACACACUGAACUCCUGGUUCCUAGUCGCCCAGCUUCAUGUCUGGAUGGCCCUGGUACGAAUGAAGCAGGAAGGGCGAGAGGGAAAGUAUAUGUGCAAGUACAUUGUGCAUUCGAUGUGGGAGGACUUGGAGCAACGGGGUAAAGUAAUGGGGAUCGAAUCUGUUGUGCUCAAGGAGAACAUGAGAGUUAUGACGGAAACCUUCUAUGCCGCUAUUUUUGGAUAUGAUGAGGGAAUUUUAUCAGAUGACCAUGUGUUAGCUGCAUCUUUAUGGCGACACUUCUUCAACAGGCAGUGCGAGGACCCGGGACAGCUGGAGAUGAUGGUGGAAUAUGUCCGCAAGCAGAUUCAGUACCUGGACUCGCUCAAUGGAGAGGACCUGCUGCUGACAGGAGAGAUCAAAUGGAGACCCCUGCUGGAGGACAACCCACAGAGCAUUGUGAAGCCCAUAGCCCCAGCGUACAAUGACGAGGGGCUCUGAGCAAAGAGCAGUUGUCUAGAUCUGCAGCAGUUGGGGCACAGAAGUGCUUGAUGACAAUCGUACAUUUGAACAGGAUAACUCAAACCCUCAUACAUCUGUGUUAAAAGCGUCGUCUUUAUUCUUGAGUCUUUUUGUUUCCUCGCUCCAUACCCUCGCUGUCACAUUCUGUAAGGAACCCUGUCUUUGAGCUCCAUUGGCCCUGGUGGAAGUAUUCUCACAGCCUGUCAAUUUCAAGUGAACCUACAUAAAGGGUGACACCAAAUUAGUUUUGGUUCCUUGUCUUGAAGAAGGAUGUGGGCUCAUUUCUGUGUUUUCUGUCAGGUUAACUGAAGGGAUCUUCCAUGUAGGCUUUGGGUGAUGCUUGCAGUAUUAUGAAGACAUUUGGCCAACACACAAGCUCUAGGCAUCAUGGCAGUCAGGCUUCAGAGACGGGAUACCUCAGAGUUUCUGAAGACAGUCGUUUGUAGGUAAACCCAAAUGAAAUUGCCCUUGCUGUUAAACUUUUUCCAUAAAAUUGAACAACCAAUCACGUUUUCCCCAAUGGGUUUUUAUUAAAUGUAAUGGGUCCAAGGUUCAAAUGUAUUGUAGAAAUGUGUGCGUGAAAACAUAACUUGAGGUGGACCCUGCUGGCAUGCGCCAAGAGGCUGCGAUAUACAGAAUGAAGCACUGGUACAACAUACUCAUGGGAUUGUCCCAUAGUUUGCGAUUCUUCCUUGCACACCUACGGAACAAAGUCAAAAGUUGGGUGGGAACAAAACCACAAUGUUUCAACAAGAAUCAAACAGUCUCAGCAGUAUUUUAUUUCUAAUACUGUGCCCUCUGAUGUGUUUUUAAUUUGUGGUACAGUGACUACAAGAUCCUCGUUAUAAUGACUACUGAGAUGACACUGUAAGCAACAGUAAUCCAGCAUUAACACUCCUUCCCUGAUAUCAGAGUGAAUACAUUUCAAAAGUACUCAUUGGUUGUAAAGCACAUUAGGGGCAUUCUGAGAUCAUGAAAAAUCGAUAGAAAUACAUUCUCUGGGCACAAUGGGCAGCCAGUGCCAUUAAGCAAAGGAACUAAAUACACAUUUGGAAACUACAUGAAACUAACCUCAAGCUUCAUAUUAUAAUUUAAUCAAGUGUUCCAGUCUGUAGAUUUUUCAGGCCUUGCCCUUGACAGGGUUCACAGUGCCCAAACACCUUUGUGUGCUUUACUGCAGUUUAACUGCUGUCUCUUGGUUGUUCAUCCUUAUUUCAUCCUUGUGAAAUGUCCUUUUUAUUCUUGCAGUUUCGCAGCGUUUAACAAUACUUUAUCGAUUUUCAAUUCAUAGAAAUGGAAAAGUAACUCUCCAUGAACUAAGAGUACAGGGUGCAUUACCUCUUAUGAAACUGAACCCAGAAGAUGCGAAGGGUACAGGUUCUACCUCUGAUGUGUGCUGAGUCAGUCUGUUGGCUAUCUUCCUAUAUAUUUAAAAAGGUAUAUAUAUAUGCAUAGAUUCCUCUAUCAAAUGCUUUAAAACAGUUUAGUCAGGAAGAUUGCAGUUCCUGGAUUUCAUUACAAUUUGAAAUUCUGUAAUAUUGCUGUUUUAAAUUAUGAGUUUACUGUUUCCACUUCUGAAUUUAUGUUGCAGUUUGAACCAUACCCUGUGCUAAUUAAAGUUGUAAACCUGCA
Molecule: messenger RNA, 2590 nt
Organism: Stegostoma tigrinum
Lineage: Eukaryota; Metazoa; Chordata; Chondrichthyes; Orectolobiformes; Stegostomatidae
Gene: uqcc1
Product: ubiquinol-cytochrome-c reductase complex assembly factor 1
Exons: 9
Coding region: 110-937 (275 amino acids)
Biological process (GO): mitochondrial respiratory chain complex III assembly
Cellular component (GO): mitochondrion
Source: RefSeq, a predicted model, not a curated record